CAACUGCUAAUAAAAUCACGGAGGACAUAAUGAAACUUUCCGAUAUUUGUGAAGUUUACUCAGACCCGAAAAAUUUCUUUUUAUUACCAUUCCCAUAUCCCGGUGAAGUUAAACCAAUAGAUAGGUUUGCUAUUAACGAUGAUGGCUUUUUCACCUUCAUGGGAAGAAAGAAAUUCAGCGAUGUUUUAAGUGAAAUCAACACUUUUAAAUCGGGUACCGGUUAUAUGGAAAUGUUUAUUUAUGGCACAGUUGGAUAUGGAAAGUCUCAUAUUCUCACAGCAAUAGCUUGUUUUCUUCUCCGGAGCGGAAAACGUGUUGUAUAUCUUCCCGAUUGUCGCAAACUGGCUGUAGACCCAACAGAAUACAUUCAAUCAGCGUUAUUUCUUACCUACGUGGACGAUGAUGCGAAAACAAACAAAAUUAAUGCCUGUGAAAGUUUUGAUCAAAUCAUAAAAUUCUGCAGAUCAUUAGACGAAAAAUUAUAUUUUAUUGUAGACCAAAUGAAUGCUCUGGACGAAUAUAAUGAUACUGGAAUUAACACAAAUUUAAAGCAAAAAAUUAAAGGGGAUAUUGAUAGGAUGUGCUGGGGCCAUUUUUAUAUUAAGAGCUCUUCAGCAAACAACCAUGCAGUAUUACAUCUUAAGCAAAAACAGACUAAUGAAAAGAAAAUUACACUUUAUGGAGGAUUCGAUGAG
This is a messenger RNA of Diversispora eburnea, 695 nucleotides long. NCBI's taxonomy places the organism in Eukaryota, Fungi, Glomeromycota, Glomeromycetes, Diversisporales, Diversisporaceae. The record is from the annotation of a GenBank genome assembly.